This is a messenger RNA of Chlamydomonas reinhardtii, 1376 nucleotides long. RefSeq lists its product as uncharacterized. The transcript has a single exon. NCBI's taxonomy places the organism in Eukaryota, Viridiplantae, Chlorophyta, Chlorophyceae, Chlamydomonadales, Chlamydomonadaceae. The record is from RefSeq and is a predicted model, not a curated record. Bases 233 to 397 code for a protein of 54 amino acids.
CUAUAUCAAUUCGCAACUUGCGCUACUGACUGCCUACUCUCGUGCCGCCUGCAAGCCCACUCCGCCUUCCGCUCUGGUCUACGUACGCAUUAGUUCCGCAACACUCGUCAAUUCUAGUCCUGAUCGCGUUUUUUGACCCCUCCACCCGCAUUCCUCCCAGUGUUCACCCUGAGCGAUGGUCCUAUGCUAUACUUCGAAGGCCACAGUCGGUGCUAGAGGAUAGACUGCCAGAAUGCCAGUGGCUGCAUGCCGAUGUGUGAACCUUUCCCAGGAAGCGCACUGCCCGCUGUUGCAGUGUCUUCCAGGGCUGCGCACCGUCAUGGCGACACCUAUUGCUCAGCUGCACCCAUCUAUCUGCUGUGGUGGCUUGAGGGUGUGUGAAGCCGUGAAGAAGUGAUGCUGGCCAGACAGGACGAUACGGUACACGCUCUCAUGGAGGGGUUACACUGGAGGUGACAUGUAAGGUGAUAUGUACUCUUUUGUGUAGACCAGACCGCAUUUCCAAGGCCCCACCGCUCCAUUCACAGUGCGUGUCCGUGUCUCUGCACUCAUUCAUGAUACAGCAUGGCGCAACGCUGUGACCUCACAGGCAGUCUUGACUGGGCAACAGUCACACGUGGCAUGCGUGGCGGUCGGGCAGGCUCGGGGCAAGCACGAAGGCCGCGAACAGGGCCGAUAAGACGGACAAGGGUGGCCCUUUACUGGCGGUGUGUGGAUGAAUAUGAAAGUGCUGCGAGAUUUUGCGGACUGCAGUGCGUUCACGCGCGCCUGCGUUUAGGGCACCAGUAAGUAACGGAAGGCCGGAACGGACGUGCACACCUAUGCGGGAAGAUGAAACGGCAUGGCAAGUACCGUAUGAAGUAUCAGAAUAUCCCCAGCCUCGGUCCUCCCCCGCCCCAACACGGAGGUCCGUACGCCAUGUACCUCUCAUGCAGGUAGCUCGAAUCGUCCCAAUCUUCCAUCCGGGCUGCACGUGCAGCCCACAUGAGUGCAGCUCCCGCCCCCCGCCAACAGAUGUCGCACCUGUUACCUUGAUUUAUGGCGUUCCCACCAGGCCACAAUGGAUCGCGCCCAUAGAGGAUGAGCAGACUAUUUCAUGGCCUGGCAGCGGCAGUGUGGGCCCGGAUCUGUGUUGGAGCCCGGUACGCAUUCGCCUAAAGCGCGCUCCAGCCCCAGCCCACCGACUGGUAGGCGUGCUGGUAGGUCGGCGCGGGCGCGGGACAUACUUCCAUUCACAAUCGUCGUCUGGGCUGGUCGUAACUAGUUCCUCGGGACACAGCUUUAUAAUCUGACUUGCCUACCCUGAAGCCGUGUCACGUCGCCCUGACCAGGGGAGGUAGGAAGGAACGCAGGGGGACGUAGGAGUUCCUACACGG